Messenger RNA from Cucurbita maxima (winter squash), 1317 nucleotides. Its product is annotated as histidine-rich glycoprotein-like. The record is from RefSeq and is a predicted model, not a curated record. The transcript is spliced from 2 exons. The annotation marks the transcript as partial. NCBI's taxonomy places the organism in Eukaryota, Viridiplantae, Streptophyta, Magnoliopsida, Cucurbitales, Cucurbitaceae.
AGUCCUGCUCCUACACCAAGUGGCCAAGAGAGUCCCUCCCAAGGAGGUUCGCCAGACAUCCAUUUCCAUCACCACCACCGCCGUCACCACCACCGCCAUGGUCACAUCCCACUAAGCCAGUCCAGCUUAAAUGACAUCGAAUCUUCAAAAAUUCAAGAUAGCCCUGCUCCUACAUCAAGUGGCCAAGAGAGUCCCUCCCAAGGAGGUUCGCCAGACAUCCAUUUCCAUCACCACCACCGCCGCCACCACCACCGCCAUGGUCACAUCCCACUAAGCCAGUCAAGCUUAAAUGACAUCGAAUCUUCAAAAAUCCAAGACAGCCCUGCUCCUACACCAAGUGGCCAAGAGAGUCCCUCCCAAGGAGGUUCGCCAGACAUCCAUUUCCAUCACCACCACCGCCGUCACCACCACCGCCAUGGUCACAUCCCACUAAGCCAGUCCAGCUUAAAUGACAUCGAAUCUUCAAAAAUUCAAGAUAGCCCUGCUCCUACACCAAGUGGCCAAGAGAGCCCCUCCCAAGGAGGUUCGCCAGACAUCCAUUUCCAUCACCACCACCGCCGUCACCACCACCGCCAUGGUCACAUCCCACUAAGCCAGUCCAGCUUAAAUGACAUCGAAUCUUCAAAAAUUCAAGAUAGCCCUGCUCCUACACCAAGUGGCCAAGAGAGCCCCUCCCAAGGAGGUUCGCCAGACAUCCAUAUCCAUUUCCAUCACCACCACCGCCAUCACCACCACCGCCAUGGUCACAUCCCACUAAGCCAGUCCAGCUUAAAUGACAUCGAAUCUUCAAAAAUUCAAGAUAGCCCUGCUCCUACACCAAGUGGCCAAGAGAGCCCCUCCCAAGGAGGUUCGCCAGACAUCCAUUUCCAUCACCACCACCGCCGCCACCACCACCGCCAUGGUCACAUCCCACUAAGCCAGUCAAGCUUAAAUGACAUCGAAUCUUCAAAAAUCCAAGAUAGCCCUGCUCCUACACCAAGUGGCCAAGAGAGUCCCUCCCAAGGAGGUUCGCCAGACAUCCAUUUCCAUCACCACCACCGCCGUCACCACCACCGCCAUGGUCACAUCCCACUAAGCCAGUCCAGCUUAAAUGACAUCGAAUCUUCAAAAAUUCAAGAUAGCCCUGCUCCUACACCAAGUGGCCAAGAGAGUCCCUCCCAAGGAGGUUCGCCAGACAUCCAUUUCCAUCACCACCACCGCCAUCACCACCACCGCCAUGGUCACAUCCCACUAAGCCAAUCCAGCUUAAAUGACAUCGAAGCUUCCCAAAUUCAAGACAGUCCCUACCAAGGAGCCAGUCCAACUUCAAUGUCAUAG